Onthophagus taurus is the source of this 1318-nucleotide messenger RNA. RefSeq names its product acyl-CoA Delta-9 desaturase. The record is from RefSeq and is a predicted model, not a curated record. Gene Ontology annotation, biological process: unsaturated fatty acid biosynthetic process. Gene Ontology annotation, molecular function: iron ion binding; stearoyl-CoA 9-desaturase activity. NCBI's taxonomy places the organism in Eukaryota, Metazoa, Arthropoda, Insecta, Coleoptera, Scarabaeidae. Gene Ontology annotation, cellular component: endoplasmic reticulum membrane.
GGGAUAUCAUCCAUAUACUUUGACUUCGAUGUUUGAACGGCUGCUGGAUUUUUAACUUUUUCCCAUGAAAGUCUAUUAUAAGAAGUAAAAAUGACCGAGGAUGAAGACAUUAAAAUGAUUAAAUAUAAAAAAGAAAAUGAAUGUUAUGGAAAUACUUGUAACAAUGAAUUUGUGUCAAGAAUUAGAUGGCCUGAUUUGCUAGUUCAAAUUUUUAUCCAUGUUGGGUGUUUGUAUGGAUUGUAUUUGUGUAUUGUAGCCGCUAGAUUUUAUACUGUGAUGUUCGCUAUUUGCACAAUUUAUACAUCCGGUUUUGGUAUAACAGCCGGAGUUCAUAGGUUAUGGUCACAUAGGGCUUACAAAGCUAAAUGGCCCCUUCGUUUAUUGCUAGUCCUUUUAUUUACAAUAACUGGUCAAAGACACGUUUAUAUCUGGGCUUUAGAUCAUCGCGUUCACCACAAAUACAGCGAAACGGACGCCGAUCCUCAUAAUGCGAAAAGAGGGUUUUUAUUUUCGCACGUCGGAUGGUUAGUUUUAACUCCUCACCCGGAUGUUGUUGCGAAAAGAAAAGUCGUCGAUAUGAGCGAUCUCGAAGAAGACUCAAUAGUUAUGUGGCAGAAAAAGUAUUAUCCAAUCUUAUUUUUUAUCUUCACCAUUGCUUUACCAGUUGGUUUACCAAUUUAUUGUUGGAAUGAAACGUUAUGGAAUUCGUUUUGGAUCAAUUUUAACUUGCGUUUUUGUAUUACGUUAAACAUAGCUUUUUUUGUGAAUAGUGUGGCUCAUAUGUGGGGACAAAAACCUUAUGAUAAAAAUAUAAGUCCAGUUGAAAAUUUGGCUGUUUCAAUAGCAGCUUUAGGUGAAGGCUGGCAUAAUUACCAUCACGUAUUUCCAUGGGAUUACAAAACGGGUGAACUGGGUGUUAAAUAUAACCCAUCGACGUAUUUCAUUAAUUUUUUUGCUCGGUUGGGAUGGGCAUACGAUUUAAAAAGUGUCUCCCCUGAAAUGAUUUAUAGAAGGGCGACAAAAUCGGGCGACGGAAGUUUUAUUUGGGGAUACGGAGAUGGCGAUAUCGCCAAAGAAGAUUUGGAGGAAUUAGAAAUGAUGAAUAAUAAUCAUUUGGAUUAAAAACGUCGUAUUAUUGAGAUGGUACAUACUUUUUAAUUGUUGCAUCACGUGCCUAAAGUGUAAUUAAACUAAUUAAUAAUAACAGUAUUUACUUUGUAUUUUUGAUAUAAUACGCUAAAGCUUUUUGUAAGUGAUUAUUAAAGAGAAAUGUAUUUAUUUGUGAAUGUGAAAUAAAUUGUUGAACGUUUUAAUUAAA